GUAUCGAAGUGCCGGGCGAACAUCGGCUUAAGUGCCAGCUCUAUGUUUACGUGUAGAACUUUAUUUUCGAUUUAGUUUUGUUUACCAAUAAAUUUCGUUAGCUAUGACCAAUCUACAACGCUGGCUGUUUUACGCAUCGCUCUUCGCGAUUCCCUACCUUUCCGUUCUUUUGGGAACAGUGCAAACGCAAUUGACUACCAAGUACUUUCUGCACAUUCAGCUUCUGCCACUUGCUCUCCUCGUGAUUUUCGGGAUCUAUUCCGUUUGGACUGUUCUAUAUAGAACUCUGACGUUCAACGAUUGUCCCGUGGCCGCCAAGGAGCUGCAGGAUGAAAUUCUGGAGGCUCGCAAGGAUCUGAUAGCCCAAGGAUUCCGGUUUCGGGACUAAUGGGGAACUAGGGGACCUCCAGCUCCCAGGACUUGUGCAUGUUAAUCUGUAAUUCCAUUAUUUAUAAAACAAAAAUCACGCAAUUUUAAGCAACUCCGCAUUUUGUGUGGGCGAGAGGCUUGUUGGCUCUGAUUUCCCCAGUGCCGGAAGUUUGGUGGCCAAAUUAUGUUGAGGUUUUGAUAAAACAUGCUUGGAAAGAAUGAAACACAGUUGUAAAAGCAUAUAUGUAUGUACGAAUAAAUCCAUCCUUAAUUGGGUUGUGUUCACUGAGA
Drosophila erecta is the source of this 660-nucleotide messenger RNA. It is a transcript of the gene Dpm3, whose product is annotated as dolichol-phosphate mannosyltransferase subunit 3. The record is from RefSeq and is a predicted model, not a curated record. Gene Ontology annotation, cellular component: dolichol-phosphate-mannose synthase complex; endoplasmic reticulum membrane. The transcript is spliced from 2 exons. Gene Ontology annotation, biological process: GPI anchor biosynthetic process. The coding region runs from base 104 to 388 and encodes 94 amino acids. Lineage: Eukaryota; Metazoa; Arthropoda; Insecta; Diptera; Drosophilidae.